CUUUUCCCCACUGCCGGGAGCCGCACGGAUUUAUGAGGAAUCAAAGAUGAACUUGGAGCAGGAGAGGCCUUUUGUCUGCAGUGCCCCAGGCUGCUCACAGCGUUUUCCAACAGAGGAUCAUCUGAUGAUUCACAGGCACAAACAUGAAAUGACUUUGAAGUUUCCUUCAAUAAAAACAGAUAAUAUGUUAUCAGAUCAGACUCCUACACCGACACGCUUUCUGAAGAACUGUGAGGAAGUGGGCCUCUUCAAUGACAUCGACUGCUCCUUAGAGCACGAGUUUAGGAAGGCACAAGAAGAAGAAAACAACAAAAGGAAUAUCUCCAUGCAUAACGCAGUUGGAGGAGCAAUGGCAGGACCUGGAUCUCACCAGCUGACAAAUACAAGGAUGCCGAACCACGACACCAAUGUUGUGAUUCAACAAGCCAUGCCAUCUCCGCAGUCCAGUUCUGUCAUCACACAAGCACCUUCCACAAAUCGACAGAUUGGGCCUGUUCCAGGUUCUCUGUCUUCACUAUUGCAUCUACACAACCGACAAAGACAGCCUAUGCCAGCCUCUAUGCCUGGCACCCUGCCCAACCCUACUAUGCCCGGAUCUUCUGCUGUACUCAUGCCUAUGGAGCGACAAAUGUCAAUGAACUCCAACAUCAUGGGAAUGCAGGGGCCAAACCUCAACAACCCUUGUGCUUCACCUCAAGUCCCCCCAAUGCAUUCAGAAGCCAAAAUGAGAUUGAAGGCAGCACUGACUCAUCACCCUGCCGCCAUGUCGAACGGGAAUAUGAACACCAUGGGCCACAUGAUGGAAAUGAUGAGCUCGCGGCAGGACCAGGCGCCACACCAUCAUAUGCACUCACAUCCUCAUCAACACCAGACACUGCCACCUCACCACUCCUACCCCCACCAGCACCAGCACCCAGCGCACCAUCCUCAUCCUCAGCCUCAUCACCAGCAGAAUCACCCCCACCACCACUCCCACUCGCACCUUCACGCGCACCCAGCACAUCACCAGACCUCGCCGCACCCACCGCUGCAUUCGGGCGGACAAGCACAGGUUUCACCAGCCGCACAGCAAAUGCAGCCCACGCAGACGAUACAGCCGCCACAGCCCACUGGAGGCCGCCGGAGAAGGGUGGUGGAUGAAGACCCUGAUGAGAGGAGGAGGAAAUUUCUGGAGAGGAACAGAGCCGCUGCCACACGCUGCAGACAGAAGAGGAAGGUCUGGGUGAUGUCACUGGAAAAGAAAGCAGAAGAACUCACCCAGACAAACAUGCAGCUUCAGAAUGAGGUCUCCAUGCUGAAAAAUGAGGUAGCACAGCUGAAACAGUUGUUGUUAACGCAUAAAGACUGUCCGAUAACAGCCAUGCAGAAAGAAUCACAAGGAUAUCUAAGUCCUGAGAGCAGUCCUCCUGCGAGCCCGGUCCCAGCAUGCUCCCAGCAGCAAGUCAUCCAGCACAACACCAUCACCACCUCCUCCUCCGUCAGCGACGUUGUGGGCAGCUCCACUCUCACGCAGCUUGCCAGCCACAGAACAGACAUCAACCCCAUCCUUUAAAACGGGUUGAUCAGAAACUGCUAGGGGAAAGUAGUAGCAUAUCAAAACAUCCUCUGUGCUAAGGACAUUUUUGACCGUAACUCAAGCCUGGAAGAUUCCUCAGUUCUUGAAAGACUCUGGCUUUCAUUUUUAUAGUUAUUAAAAUGUCUUUUAUACUUAGUUACAUAAAAGGGAGUUAUGCAAUUAAUAUGCUAUCAGCUUGAGAAAUGCUUUGGUGCUUUCUCCAGUUUUUUUGGUACCAGUUACUUGUUUAUAAACCUAACUGUCUCUGUACAUAGUCACAUUUUCUUCUCACCAAUCUAGCCUGAAGCCUCAGAAAUACGGAGUUGUGUUAAACUGCAGCUUGUUAGCCAAUGUGAGGCAUGAAAAGUAUUAAACAGAGUCAUAUGUAGGUAACUAGGAGUAAUUAGGCUAUAAAUAUAGAGAGAGGGCAUCUGCUGACAGCAUCAUAAAAUAUGAGUUAGAAUUGUGCUAUCACCAGAACCUCGUCUUUCAACACGGUUACACAGUGUGUGGCUAUCGGAACAAACCCAAACCCCAGUAAAGUGCCCUUUUGCCCAGCCAUCCUCUUCCAGCUCUCUCCCACCCUGUCCUUUUUGUCCUUCAGUUGUUCUCACAACUCACUUCUCCCUUCCCUAGCCCUCUGCCCUUCUCUUAGCCAGGCUUCCCUCUCCUCCUCCCCCUCUCAGAGAACAGCGAUAAACAAGUAAAAACUUCAAGCCUACCUAAAAACUGCCAGCACGGCUGCUGCUUUCACUAGCUCUUCACCCACAGCUGGGCUGCACCGAGCUUUUCUGUUUUGAAAAAUAGAAAUGCUCCUGAUUUAGUGCUUUUAAUAAACAGGGAAAGGCAAAAGCAGUGCAGUUGCAGGUGAAGCAAGAUUGAAAGCCAGCUGUGUUGAUGCUAGCAGCCGUGUAAGCUGUUGGGGUAAAUGGCUGUGGCACAGUGCAGGCAUAGCGAGUAACACCUGAGAAUUACAGCAAUUCUUUAGCGCUGCCAGUCGUUAACACAGCAAAUCCAUGUAGUAUAUAAUUCAGAAAAGUUCUGUUCCCUAACCUGCUUACAUUGUUCUAGCACUGAAAGCUAACAGCCUCAGAUUUCACAGGCUAUAAAUGAAAAAUAAAUCAGCGUAACCAUUCUGACCAGUUGGAAAAAUGCCACUUUUAAUUACCAAGGCAAGUCCUGGUCUCUGCAGGCAUCCCCUUGGAUGUACAUGGACUGGCUUUGAGCUGGCAGACAUCAGUGGAGCUUCGCUGACCAUAAUGGCACUUACUCCAGUUUACAGCGAGUAAGAAAUUGUCUCAUAAUGACAUUAAAAAAAGUUUUAUCGAGUGUGCAGCCACUAAAAAGUGCUGCAAGAAAGGCAAAUUCCACUGCACUCACUGGAUAAAAUUCAGUCCUGUAAAGAGGGUCUGUAAAGGGGCUUUAUGCCACAAUUAAGGGUUUUGUUUGGACUAUGUGCCUGCCCCUCAGCACCACGGAUUUGCAUCCCAGAGUAGUAGCAGUGAUUGAUGGGGAAAUCAGAGGGAGAUGAUGCCAGUUAAUUAUGCUUGCCUUUCAGUAUCCUGGGACCCGGUUUUGCUCUCAAGGCUGGCAGUGGUGACACCUCCUUCGUCUGCCCCAGGGAGCAGGACUGGGCUCUGAAUUGGUGAUGAACUUUCAGACAUUUCAAACUGCAUCUUUAAUAGCAAAAGAUAAUUCAUGCUAUUCCUAGCAAACACUCCAGCCCAAAAUACGCUUCAUUUUGAAGUGAGGUUCUUGUCCUCAGCUGCUGCUUCUUGGUUGUGAGAGGAGUCACAGGUUUUAGUAGGGUGACUCUUGUCAGAGCAGGAAAGAGUUAAGCGAGUGCAGUGAGAGGCGCUGUCAGGAGCAGGGCCCUUUUGGAAGGAAAAGCAAAGU
Centrocercus urophasianus (Greater sage-grouse) is the source of this 3451-nucleotide messenger RNA. RefSeq names its product cAMP responsive element binding protein 5 (gene CREB5). Gene Ontology annotation, molecular function: DNA-binding transcription factor activity, RNA polymerase II-specific; cAMP response element binding. Bases 47 to 1552 code for a protein of 501 amino acids. Gene Ontology annotation, biological process: regulation of transcription by RNA polymerase II. The transcript has 11 exons. The record is from RefSeq and is a predicted model, not a curated record. Lineage: Eukaryota; Metazoa; Chordata; Aves; Galliformes; Phasianidae.